Messenger RNA from Colletotrichum orchidophilum, 1920 nucleotides. RefSeq lists its product as uncharacterized. The record is from RefSeq and is a predicted model, not a curated record. NCBI's taxonomy places the organism in Eukaryota, Fungi, Ascomycota, Sordariomycetes, Glomerellales, Glomerellaceae. Gene Ontology annotation, molecular function: protein tyrosine/serine/threonine phosphatase activity; mRNA guanylyltransferase activity. The coding region runs from base 1 to 1920 and encodes 639 amino acids. The transcript has a single exon. Gene Ontology annotation, biological process: 7-methylguanosine mRNA capping; dephosphorylation.
AUGUCGGACCAACAACAGGGCGCGGGCUGGUUAAGCAUCGCCAACCCCCAUGACCCGGAAGCUACCGAUCCGAUCUUGCUGAAGGAGAACUCGGAGAGCCGCUCAUAUACCACAGGGCGCUAUACCUAUUCUGGCAUCAGGACGUUCUACAAACGACACCUCCAAGCAGACCAGCUACCCAACCCACCCCUUCCCCUGCUCGUCUGUAUCCACGGACUGGGAGGAUCAGUGGCUCAGUUUCACCCGCUGUUGACGAGCCUGGUUCACAUAUCAUCAUGCCUAGCCAUCGACUUGCCUGGGUGUGGUCGCUCCGAGUUCACCCAGCAGGCGUGGGACGCCUACACCCCGGAGGCGCUGUGCGAGCUCUUAGAGGUCAUUAUUGAUGAGUACCGUCAGAAAGAGUCUGACCGCAGCGUCGUCCUCAUCGGUCAUAGCAUGGGGACUGCAAUGUGUGCACAGCUGGCGAGUCGUAAUGCCCUGCACAAAACGGAUCUUCGAAAGUACGUCGUAGGACUGGUCGCGAUCUGUCCCUUAGCCGGUCCGCCGACAGAAGACAUGACGACGUUGUUUAGGAGGCUCCUUUGGGUACCCGGCUGGAUCUUUGAUCUGUGGAGAGCCUAUGACCGGCGGGGAGGCCCGCAAAGCGCCAGCGUAACUCGAUUCGUCGGCCCGGGUGCUGACCUCGAGCUCCGCAAGCUCCAGGACCGUUUCAACAAUCAAAGCCGGACGCCCGUUUGGCGCAGGAUGGCCUGGGGAUCACUCCCGACCUAUGAGAAUGGAGUUGCGAAAGGUGGCGUCCCUGGCAAGGACGUGUGGGCCGGCGUUGACGUUCCGGUUUAUCUCGUUGGUGGAAAGGAGGACAAGCUGACGAAACCCGAGGAGGUGGACAAGGUCAAGGAGUACCUCUCAGAGAAGGCGCCUCUAUCACCCGAGACUGGAUCAGACGAUGGCCACGAGGCAAUUGUCGACGCGGCGGCACCGGUCGACACAUCAAAGAAUCCGACGGACCACGGGCCCGAAAGUAUAGAUGAUAUUCGAGACGAGGACUUCCAUCGAGAUCGCCCAAUCAACGAAGACGCAGAAAACGCUUUUGAAGAUCCAUCGACGCCGCAAGAGUCUCCCGCAAACGUCCCGCCUCAACCCCGGCAUCCUACCAAGGUUGUCAGGUCAAUCAUCAUGCCUGCGCCAGCUAAUCAUGCCCUUCUGUUCAUGCCUGCUACAGUCAGAAUUCUGGCCGGUCUGAUCUCCGACUUCCUUGCCAACCAUGUCACUGGUCGUCUGUCUCUUGGGUGGCAACUGCAAUAUCUCUCGCGGGAGGGCAAGUGGGAUGUGAAGAACUUGGCCAAGUGGAAGGGCGUUGUCCCCGUCUCUCACCCCAUCGGUCCAGAAGGUAGCCCACCGGUCUUUAGAGCGAUGAAGACUCUACGAGAAGCAGAUGACACUCAUUGCCCUGCUGAGUUUGUCAAGAACUGGGGAGGAAUCAUCAAGGACGUGAUUGACAUCAGUCACGACAAGCCGGUGUACGACCCGCGGAGCAUGGAAAAGGGAGGCGUGCGGUAUCACAAGUUCGCGACGGUCUCAAAGAUUCCGCCCAAGGACUCGGAAGUAGCUCACUUCAUCUCAAUUGUGGAUAAAUUGCGAGAGCAGCAAAAGGCGAGGGCCGAGGAGGAGAAGUGGGCCGAGGUGGAAGGUCAGACGCAGGUCAUUGGAGUUCACUGUCACUACGGCUUCAACCGCACCGGAUACUUUAUUGUGUGUUAUCUGGUAGACCGAUGCGGAAUGUCCGUCAAGGACGCAAUCGAGACGUUCAAGGAAGCGAGGCCUAAUGGGAUCCGCCAUCAGCACUUCAGAGAUCGGCUCUAUCUGCGGUAUUCGGGGCUCCAGGAAGAGGAGCAAGAAGAACAGCAGCAGAACAGUUGA